Molecule: messenger RNA, 1466 nt
Organism: Puntigrus tetrazona (Sumatra barb)
Lineage: Eukaryota; Metazoa; Chordata; Actinopteri; Cypriniformes; Cyprinidae
Gene: commd9
Product: COMM domain containing 9
Exons: 5
Coding region: 508-1203 (231 amino acids)
Source: RefSeq, a predicted model, not a curated record
UCUAGUUAACUUAGUCUACUGUGCAUGUGUGUAAGCUGUGUGUCAGACUUAUUCAUGGAUGGCUCAGCCAUGCAGAGUUUAGCAUCCUUGAUUAAACGCACCUGACUCGGAUAAUCAAGUUCUUCAGACUCAAAUGAAAUUUUAAAGGUUUGUGUGAAGCACAGCCGUGGCUCUCUAAAAGCUGUUUGACGUUAGUGCUUGAUAAAUACUAUGGUGCGUUUGUUUAAAUAGGCUUGUAAUGAAGGGAGUAUAUUUCGUACAUGAUAGCGGAAGAGCCUUUUUAAUGCAGUCACGACUAGUUGAGACUUCCGGAGUUUUUGUGCUCCUCGAAAGUUAGAAAGCUAUGAUAAAGCUGUCAGAAGAGAAUUAUUACGAAAUACACGACAUCUAGCUCCAAAUUAGUGUUGGCACUACCGUGUCCAAAUUACCAGGCAUUUCCGGGUUAGGUCUUUUAUUUUGACACUGGACUCCAAUGAAUUCACGUGACAACGAGUUUCAGACUGAAACAUGGCUUUUCCUACAGAGGAACAAUUCACUUCUCUGCAGCUGCUUUUAAAGGUAUGCGAUAUAUUAUUAGUUACUUAUAAAUACGCAGUGUUUCAGUCUCCGUUAACUAAACUGAGCUGUAGUGUAUUGUGUCGUUAUUUGCUAUUCAUCCAGGCUCCGUCUAAAGAUGCCGUUCGGCAAAUCUGCACAGAGAGUUUCCCAGUCGGAGCCUCCAAGAAUCAGUCUACAGUAGAAAGAACUGCUAAUGCCCUCUCUGUGUCCAGCAGCGAAGCGAUGCAGUUGCUGACAGCUUUCCACAUGCUCUCGCACCAUGUUGUGUACCAGAGUUUAACAUCUCCAGAACAGAUCCAGUCAAUUUUCCCAGAAUCGUUCCACUCAAACCUGAAAAAUCUGAUCACCAAAAUUAUUUUGGAAAACAGCGUCGCUUGGAGAAAUGAAGCUUUGUCCAGUCAAAUUUCGCUGCCAAAGCUGGUGGAUUUGGAGUGGCGAGUGGACAUGAAAACGGCUUCAGACUCCUUGAGUCGUAUGGCUGUGCCAACCUGUCUGUUGCAAAUGAAACUCCAGGACACUCCUUGCAUUAGCGGCAGCCCAAGUGAGUCCACAGUUACAAUGGAGCUGAGUAAAGAGACACUGGACACCAUGAUAGACGGUUUGGGUCGCAUCAGGGACCAGCUGAGUGCAGUGGCAAGGAAGUAGAUCUGAAUAAAAGAUGUUUCCCUCACCACCGGCUGGACAUUCAGAGCGGAGGACAUUGGAAGGGUGUACAAAAUGAAAAACAAAACUGUAUACUAGGUUAAAUGAUUCAGUAUGUAAAAUGGAAUUUGCUCUUGAUUUAUGGUUUGUUUUUGGUUUAUUAAACGUUGUUAUAUAAAAAUGGUCCCUGUCUUACAUUUUUCCAUUGCACUACUACUUUUUAUGGUCUUGGAAAAUUUCACAGCAAUAAACAAAAUGCUAAUCAC